Pelmatolapia mariae (spotted tilapia) is the source of this 1008-nucleotide messenger RNA. RefSeq names its product GTPase IMAP family member 7-like. Lineage: Eukaryota; Metazoa; Chordata; Actinopteri; Cichliformes; Cichlidae. The transcript has 2 exons. The record is from RefSeq and is a predicted model, not a curated record. The coding region runs from base 1 to 1008 and encodes 335 amino acids. Gene Ontology annotation, molecular function: GTP binding.
AUGACCUUCUGCUUCCUCCUGUACAUGGAUGACAUCACGCUGUGUGUCAGGAGUGAGCGAGGCAUCAACGUGUUGAUCAGCAGGAUCUACAGCGAGGACAUCAGCAUGUCAUUCAGAUGUGACGAGCUGGUUGAGGGAGUCCCACUAAUAACAGCAGUAAUCUGUUUAUGUUCUUCAGCAGUUGAAGAUGUUCCACACCUGAGGAUGGUGCUUGUUGGGAGAACAGGAGCUGGGAAGAGUGCAUCAGGAAACACCAUCUUAGGAAGAAAAGCUUUUGAAUCUAUAGCUGCUUUUUCUUCAGUGACAGUAGGGUGUCAGAAAAUAACAGAUCAGGUAGACUGUCAGAUCCUGGAUGUUGUUGAUACUCCAGGACUGUUUGACACUGAUAGACCUGAAGACGAGCUGAAGAGAGAGGUUGCCAGAUGCAUCUCCUUUGCUGCUCCUGGUCCUCACGUGUUCCUGAUCGUGAUCCAGAUUAGCAGAUUCACCAAAGAAGAACAACAAACAGUGAAAAUCCUGCAGAAGAUCUUUGGAGAAGAAGCAGCAGAUUAUACUAUGGCACUGUUCACACAUGGAGAUGAUGUGGACAAUGAAGCUAACAUAGACAAAUUGAUAAACAGAAGUCCGUCUCUGAGUGGCUUCAUCCAACAGUGUGGAGGAAGAUAUCAUGUUUUUAACAACAAAAUCAAAGAUCCCUCUCAGGUCAGAGAGCUGCUGGAGAAGAUCAACACAACUGUUCAGAGAAAUGGAGGAAAAUAUUACACCAAUGAGAUGCUGCAGGAGGCUGAGAGAGCCGUCAGAGAAGAGCAGGAGCGACUUCUGAGAGAAAAUAUAGCGAUGGAAGAGCAGGAAGCAAGAAGGCGUGCAGAGAAAAAGAACAAGUUCCUGAAGGGGGUGGGGAUCGGGGCGGGAGUGGGAAGUGUGUUUGGUCCACUGGGAGCAGCUGUGGGAGCGGCAGUGGGAGCUACAGCUGUAGCCGUGAAAGAGAAAGAGUGUGUUACUCAGUGA